CUUCGUUGGAAGAUCACAGUUACACGCAACAUCGAAUCAAAGCGAGUUGUCAGCGCUCAGUUUGUAAUAACGGUAAUUCAAUCAGUGGAUACAUUUAACAAAUAUGGCUUUCAAGUUUGUGCUACUCAUUUGCGCAGCAGCCGCAGCGCAGGGCAUCGUUUCCGCUGAAUUCAACUACAAUACCGAUCUAUAUAAUGGCAACAACAGCAAUAAUAAUCAAAACAACGAGGUGUAUACUAUAAAUAGCUACAAUGAUAAUGUCAAGCAGCCGGCCAACAGUUAUAAUGCACCACUGGCAGCGCUCAACACCUUUAAUAGUAAUGCGCCAUCGCAACCACAACAACAACAACAGCAGCAACAACCAAAUGCAAAUGGUUAUAAUUACAACCCAAGCAACUAUAACAACAACGCAGUUGAACAGCAAGCAGAAGACCAACAACAACAAACAGCGCAACAGUCACAACAGCACAGUUAUGAUUUCAACAACGGCGCAGCCCAAAAGCCGCUUCCUAAUGCUCUACCCACACCUGCUGGCUAUGACUAUGAUAGCCCACAAAACUUUGCCGGUCUCACCUCAUCCUCAUCGGCUUCGGCCUCGGAUUCAGUUGGUACUUUCACAAAACUUGCAACAUCCUUCAAUUCACAGGCUCACAUCCUGUCCGCACCUACCGCAGCACCUGUGGAGGCAUACAAUCCACCCGCGAAAUACGAUUACAGCUACAAUGUGCAUGGUGACGAGACCGGUGACAUUAAGUCGCAUGCUGAAACUCGUGAUGGCUACUUCGUGCAGGGCUCGUACAGCGUUGUCGAUCCAGAUGGUUUCCAGCGCACCGUCACCUACACGGUCGAUGGGCCUAGUGGCUUCAAUGCCAUCGUGAAUCGUGUGCCAUAUGCCGUCAGAGCCGCCAAAGUCAACGCUUUGAGCGCCCCAGCUUCCUCUGUGGCGCCUGUUACUAAACUAGCAGAGUUGCCACUUAGCAAUGACAUUUCGCUUACGGAAUCUUCGGCAGUUUCAGCAUCAUCCUCUUCGGCUGCCGAGCAAAAAGCAACUGACACAGCACAUAUUGAAUUACCAGUACAACCACGUGACAGUUACUUGGCGCCCCCAGUCGAUUCCCGUGACGGUAAAGGGCUUUACCCGUAAGAGCUUGUUACUUUUUGCGCUCAUUCUCUGUUAUAUACUUGUUAAUUUCUUUGUAGUCGAAUGAAUUUUUUUAUUAUACACUCAAUAAACCCAGUUAAAUAUAAGUUUGGUUAGCCAAAA
Bactrocera oleae (olive fruit fly) is the source of this 1264-nucleotide messenger RNA. It is a transcript of the gene Cpr23B, whose product is annotated as Cuticular protein 23B. Gene Ontology annotation, cellular component: extracellular matrix. Lineage: Eukaryota; Metazoa; Arthropoda; Insecta; Diptera; Tephritidae. The record is from RefSeq and is a predicted model, not a curated record.